Messenger RNA from Hipposideros armiger (great roundleaf bat), 2878 nucleotides. It is a transcript of the gene LRRC71, whose product is annotated as leucine rich repeat containing 71. The record is from RefSeq and is a predicted model, not a curated record. NCBI's taxonomy places the organism in Eukaryota, Metazoa, Chordata, Mammalia, Chiroptera, Hipposideridae. The transcript is spliced from 14 exons. Gene Ontology annotation, molecular function: protein binding.
CCCUGGACCGCGGGGGAGGGGGGUGUCCACGCCCCGACGCUCCGCCCUGGCCCCGCCCCACUCCUGCUCUAAGGCCGCGGCGCCCGGUCCGCACGCGUGCGCUCAGCGGUUGCCCCCCAUCCGCUGGCCCGCCCAGCUCGCGCGGUUGUCGUGGAGAGGGACGCCGAAGCGACGCCCCUGCGGAUCGCCAGGUCGGCGGACGCGGAACAGAGACCCCUGAUCGGCCGCCGCCUGGAGAACCACCAGCCAGGGUCCUGCCUUCUCGCCCCGGUGAGUCGUCGCGGACCGCACCAACAUGUCCGGAGAGGCGAGCGCACAGGGGACCUCGCCCAGGGCCCCGCGUCCCGCGACCCAGAAGUCGUCUGGCACCGCGAGCAAGAAGGGGGAUCGCGGAGCCAAGGAGAAGCCGGUGACCGUCCUGCCGCAGGUGGGCGAGGAGGAGCCCAAAAACCCAGAGGAGUACCAGUGCACCGGCUCCCUGGAGACCGAUUUCGCAGAGCUCUGCAAGCGCUCUGGAUACACGGACUUCCCCAAAGUUGUCACCCGGCCCCGCCCGCACCCGAACUUCGCCGUGUCCUCCUCUCUGUCGGAAAAGCCCACCCUAGGUGAGUGACAGUGGAGCCCCGGUGUGUCCGCUAGGGCCACCACCUCGUCCAUCCUCAGCCUCCGGUUCGUUGCACGGGGGCACCUGACUCCUUCCCCUCCCGCAGGUUGGAAGGUUGAGGAGCGGAUCUUGGGCAUUUUCUCUAAAUGCCUGCCUCCCCUCAGCCAGCUGCAAGCCAUCAACUUGUGGAAGGCCGGGCUCACUGAGAAGACCCUGGACACCUUCAUCGCUCUCCUUCCUCUCUGCUCGCCCACGCUCAGGAAGGUGACUCUGGAGGGGAACCCACUGCCGGAGCAGUCGUAUCACAAGCUCAUGACACAGGACAGCGCGGUCGUGCACUUGUCUCUGCGGAACAACGACAUCGAUGACCACGGGGCGCAGCUUUUAGGCCAGGCUCUGUCGAGGCUGCACAGCUGCAACCGGACCCUGAUCUCGCUCAACCUGGGCUUUAACCACAUCGGGGACGAGGGCGCGGGCUACAUCGCCGAUGGCCUCCGGCUGAACCGCUCCCUGCUCUGGCUGUCCCUGGCCCACAACCGCAUCCAGGACACAGGCGCCCUGAAGCUGGCCGAGGUCCUGCGGCCCUACGAGCUGGAGCACCGCGAACUGGUGGAGCGCCGGCGCCUCCUGCUGGCGAAGGGGGCGCGGGAGCGCUCGCAGUCGCCUUCCUCCUCUCGGCACGUGGACUCCAAAGUGGACCGUGAGAAGAAUCAGCUGACGGGGCUCCUUUCUGGCUCCCUGGUGGACAAGACGGAGAAGAUGCAGGCAGUGAGGACGGCUAAGGGACUGGGCAAGAAGAAGGAGAAGUCGGGGGAAGUGGUGAAGAAAGAGGAGAAGCUGGGGUCUGGGCAGUCACCCACACAAGGAACCCCGAAGAAGGAAGACCCCGCAAAGGCAGUCAAGGGGAAGGUAACCAUUUCUGAGCAGAAAGUGACCAAGGGGAAAGGGCCCAAGACGGGGAACAAGGAGAAACGCAACACCCUCCUGGACUCAGAGCUCGUUGCUGAAGCUACUGAGAUGCUCAGCCCUCUCCUGGAGCCCGUGGUCCACCGCGACGGCAAAGUCUUCACGGCUGGGAACAAGGUCCUCUUGUACCUCAACCUCGCCCGAAACCGCAUCACCGAGGUGGGGCUGGAUGGCUUCCUCACCACAGUGCAGUACCAGGCCCAGUUCCUCAAGUCCAGGAGUGCGUCCAAGGGCCCCGUGGGGCUGCUGCGGCUGUGCCUGGCGAAAAACUGCUUCUCCCUGCCAUGUCCUGCGUACACCACAAUCCAGGAGCUGAUGCUGUCAAGGGACCCCAUCAGCAAGGCCAAGGCCAGGGAGGAGGAGGCCGUGGCGCCCUCCACCUAAGCCCCCAGAGGCCCCUGCUGUCCUUGUGGGCUGAGCUCCUGGGGACAGCUCAGAUCAUUAACAAAGGCUGUUGGACUUCUUUCUGCGAGGUUGUCUGAAAACUUUGUUCCAGAACUACAGGCACUUAGAACAUUUGGACCAAGUCACUCUCUCCUGUGUCCCCUGGAGAACAUGUGCCUGCAGAUGUCCUCGAUCUAAACCAGGGGCAGCCGACGAUGUGGGGGCUUGUCAGUCAGGAGAGCUGGGGCCCAGCAGGGCUGCCUCCUGAGAGGACCCACGGGCAGGGCUCAGAGCGCACAGGCUGGCUUCUGGGGAGCCAACGUCCAGGAGCUUCCAGAAGUGUCCCUUUGUCACCUCUGGGCAGACUUGAGCUGGUGCAUGUCCCCUCCUGUUGCCUCAGCAGAGACCUCUCCCCUGCCAGAGCGGGUGGCUCUGGACCGCAAGCUCACAGCAGGUGCUCAUCAAGGGUCAGUCACCUCAGCCCCCGUCACUCGCUGGAGUCCUUCGGAGCUUCAGCGAACGCUCACAGCGCCCUCUUCCCCCUGCACUGUCACCGUGAGAGGGCAGCACACCCACGGGGUCUGCAGACCCAGCACUAUGCCACGAUUGGGCGACAGUGAGGGCAGGUCCAAGCCUGGGGACCGCGUCUGCCACUGCAGGCUUCCAGGGGGUCGGGGCCUGCGGGAGGGUGUGCAGGCUGACAGCCAGGAGCUGGCCGGGCCUUGAGCUGACCCUCCCCUCAUGUUUGCUGGAAAAAUCCUGAAGCUUCCUGGGGCUAGUGAGGCCUCGUGACUCUGGGCCCAGUGCUCCUUGCAGGUGUGUGUGUGUCCACUGUGGGAUCCACGUCAUCUCGCGCUGGCCAGGCUGUGCCAUUUGGUGUGCCCAGCCGGGUCCCAUGGGCACACCUGGGGCCUGGCUGCCAGG